This is a messenger RNA of Leptinotarsa decemlineata (Colorado potato beetle), 438 nucleotides long. RefSeq lists its product as uncharacterized. The record is from RefSeq and is a predicted model, not a curated record. NCBI's taxonomy places the organism in Eukaryota, Metazoa, Arthropoda, Insecta, Coleoptera, Chrysomelidae.
UAAAGUCAGAUGGCACUAUAGGUGUCUUCUCAACAUAUGAUCAAACAUAUUGAACAGGUUAGUUUCACAAUUGUGUUUGCGUUGUUUGUGUAUACGGACGUUUUUUGUGAUAGAAAAGUUUCUUUUACCAUAAUGGACGACAUAAAAUUUGAGCAUGGAUUCACGUUGCAAGAAGCCUUAGAAAUAGCAUACUCUGAAGAUAUUGAUGCUAUUUAUAUUGAACCACCUGAACCAAACGUGUUAACGGAUGAAGAUUCCGGUGAUGAGGAUUGUGGAGGUACCAUUGAUAAUCUAUCGGGUAGACAGCUGCGAGCACGAGCUGAAGUGAAGUUUGCAAAUAAAAAUAAUGUAGAAGAGGACAUUAUUCACGUUGAAAAAUGUACNAACAAAAUCAGAAAUCAUUUGUUUUGGCUGUCUGCAUGUAAAUUGUCUCAAUGA